AUGCCAGACUUUGUGCCGAAGCCAUACACCUGGGGGAAGUUUGAUCAAACAGAGCCGAUGACAUAUUUCUUUCUGUCCGAGUUCGUCGACAUGAGCGACGAGGUACCGGAUCCCAGUCAACUAUGCACCAAGCUCGCCCGGUUACAUCGCGACAGCAUCUCCCCGACGGGAAUGUUUGGCUUCCAUAUCACGACUUGUCAGGGAAAUACGCCUCAGAGCGUCGCUUGGGAGAGGAGCUGGGCUGUGUUUUUCUCCAAGCUUCUCCGACACGUCCUGGAGCGGGAUUCCCGGGUCAACGGAGCCUGGGAAGAUCUUAAUAUACUCUCACAAAGAGCCGUGGAACGUGUCGUUCCCCGGUUGAUCGGAGCACUCGAGGCUGAAGGACGCAGUGUGAAGCCUUGUUUGAUCCAUGGCGAUUUGUGGGAGGGGAACACGGGCACUGCGUUUGAAUCGAGGAACAUCUACAUCUUUGACUCUGCUGCAUUCUAUGCACACAAUGAGAUGGAGAUCGGCAACUGGCGAUGCAACUACAACAAGAUCCAUAAUAAAGUGUACACACGCACAUAUCUGCGUCACUGGGCGCCGAGUGAGCCACGACAGGAAUGGGAUGACCGGAUUCGCAUGUAUUCGGUAUAUUACAAUGUCAUCUACUCGGUCAACCAUAGCAGCCAGGGAACUGCUGUCCGUCAGGCGGCCUACGAUGACUUGUACUAUUUGGUCGAUAAAUAUGCGCCUUUUGAGGGUGCAGGGCCUCGGAGAUUGGUUGAGACUGAGCGAGCUCAAUUGUCAGAUGAGCGUGAUCAUACGAGAUGA
This is a messenger RNA of Aspergillus melleus, 813 nucleotides long. RefSeq lists its product as uncharacterized. The transcript has 2 exons. NCBI's taxonomy places the organism in Eukaryota, Fungi, Ascomycota, Eurotiomycetes, Eurotiales, Aspergillaceae. The record is from RefSeq and is a predicted model, not a curated record. Bases 1 to 813 code for a protein of 270 amino acids.